UUAGUCAUUUGGUUGUACAGUGAUUCAAUUCUUGCAUUAUCCGCUUUCGUCGUCUGCAAGCCGCAGCUCGGACGGGCGAUCCCUUUUUCCGGACACCGAACUUAAAACACUAGGCGAAGCUCAAGGGCAAGGAGUUCACACGAUGAAGGCGAAGACACACUUCUUCAAAAAUCUUGAUCUCAGUUCGAUCCUUGUUCCCGAGGAUGCUGCCACGUUCACAGGCACCAAGGUGGUCUGCACGGUGGGUCCAAGCUGUCAGGAUGUUGACAUCAUGUGCGACAUGCUCAAUGCCGGUGUGGUGGGCUGCCGUGUGGACCUGACCUGGGGUCCCCUGGAGUUCCACCGCAAGUCGCUCCACAACCUGCAGCUAGCCAUGCGCAAGAGCAGGCGGCUCUGUUGCACCAUGGUGGACACACUCGGCAGGGAGCUUAUGAUCCGUCGUCAGGUCAAGAUUGGAGAGGACGGUUGGCCCAUUCACGAGGAGUCCUUCGCCGUGACUGCGGGGCAGCAGGUGGUCAUCACCACUCGUACGGAUGUGGACGCCAGCGGCAGUGUGCUGCCCAUUACGUACAACAAGUUCACGGAGAUGGCGGUCAAGGGCGACACGGUGUACAUUGGUCGGUACCUGGUGUGCGGAGCGGACUCGGCCUCGCUCUACCUUGAGGUGGUGGAUGUGCAGGGUGACGAUGUUGUGUGCAUAGCCAAGAACGAUGCCGUACUGGACGGUUUGCUGACUGUGUUCCACGCCGAGCGCUCCUCCGAGGGUCUGUCCAACGUGCAAAACGACCUGCCGCUCCUGUCCGAUUACGAUAAAGAGUGCCUCCACAUAUUGGCUCAGGACUUUGAGAUUGACUUCCUGUCGCUGUCGUACACUCGCUCUGCGGACGAUGUGCGCGAGGCCCGCAGGUUCCUGGACUCCAUCGGGAUGUCCAACACCAAGAUCCUCGCCAAGUUGGAGUCCAGACAGUCGCUGCUGAACUUCCAGGGCAUUUUGAACGAGGCUGACGGCAUCAUCAUUUCCCGGGGUAACCUGGGACUGGACUGUGUGCCGGAGAAGAUGGCGCUGGUGCAGAAGACCCUGGUGCAGGCUUGCAACCUGGUUGGCAAGCCCGUGUUGAUGACCCGUGUGGUUGAUACAAUGAUCAACACCCCCCGGCCCACGCGCGCGGAGGCCACUGACGUGGCGAAUGCUGUACUGGAUGGAGUGGACGGCAUCUUGUUGGGCGCGGAGACGCUGCGGGGCCGCUAUCCGUGUGAGACCGUGACCACCAUUUGCAGCAUCAGCCGGGCUGCUGAGAAGGUGUUUGAUCACCAUUACCACUACGAGCACCUCAUGGAGGUGGGGGAAAGGGGGGAAGGGCUGGAGUCCAUUGCCUCGUCUGCUGUCCGCGCGGCCGACCGCGUCGGUGCCUCCCUGAUUGUUGUGUACACCCACACGGGCAAGACUGCCCAGCUGGUGGCCAAGUACCGGCCCCCUAUGCCCAUUCUAACGUUGGUGGUGCCCCACCUGGUAUCGGACCAGCUCAAGUGGAAGCUGGAGGGCAGGUCUAGCGCACGGCAGUGUCUGAUAAGCCGCAGCCUGCUUCCCGUGUUGGCCGCCCCCAGCCCCAGCGGCGACCAGUUGUUGCAGGAGGCGGUGGUGAUGGCCAGCCGGGUGGGCCUGGUGAAGCCGCACGACCAUGUGGUGUGUGUGCAGCGCAUCCACGACGACUUCUGCGUCAAGAUCAUCUCGGUGGACGAGCUUGGUGCAGGUGGGUGCCGUAUUGAUAAGCCUGUACACGUUGCCUGUACGGUGUGA
This is a messenger RNA of Volvox carteri f. nagariensis, 1798 nucleotides long. RefSeq names its product cytosolic pyruvate kinase (gene pyk4). NCBI's taxonomy places the organism in Eukaryota, Viridiplantae, Chlorophyta, Chlorophyceae, Chlamydomonadales, Volvocaceae. The record is from RefSeq and is a predicted model, not a curated record. The coding region runs from base 143 to 1798 and encodes 551 amino acids. Gene Ontology annotation, cellular component: cytoplasm. The transcript has 11 exons. Gene Ontology annotation, molecular function: magnesium ion binding; pyruvate kinase activity; potassium ion binding. Gene Ontology annotation, biological process: glycolytic process.